This is a messenger RNA of Porites lobata, 2628 nucleotides long. Lineage: Eukaryota; Metazoa; Cnidaria; Anthozoa; Scleractinia; Poritidae. The record is from the annotation of a GenBank genome assembly.
UAUAACAGUCCACAAGUAACGUGCAGCUACAGCGCUCAGGAUUUGCUUUCAAAGUGUGCCCCAGGAACGAAGUGCACAAGGGAACAGCUUUACUUCAGGGUGAAUAGUAACCUUAGUACCUGUAGUUCUGUUCAACUGUUCGUCAAAUGUUUGCAAUUGAGAAGUCUCAGUAGAGUUAACAUGUACGAUGUGGUGUGCGCUUGUCACUUGUGUUGUAUUUUAAAAUCCGUUUUUGCAUUUGUUUUCUUCCCAGUUUUAUUGCUGGGCACCCUGGAUCUCAUGGUUUGGAACCUUUGAGUUCAUUGUAAUUUUUCUUAGAGCACAACCUUGUAUUUAAGCAUCCUUCAACUUGGGAACCAUCAGCUUUGCUGAAGGUGUUUACUGGCAGUUUGACGCAAUUCCUCGAAAAAAAUGAUGAUGCUAAACUGUUCUAACAAAUCUAUUAUCAUUUCAAUGGUGUUAAAAAAAAAAAGAAGUGGUGGGAUAUCAUUUUCCCCUGAGCUUGCAUCAACUUGGGUGUGUAUAAUAAUGAGUUAUUACGUGUAUUUACAUUUUCGGUGUUUUAUGUCUUAAUGACAAUUACAAAAGGUUUCUUUCUUUUUUAGAAUUUGCUCCGAGACUGUGCAAAGCAGUCUAAGAUCUGGGAUAAGGCUUAUCCCCUACCUUCCAUUGCUGAUGGAAAACUGAAUAAGUUUUUUGAACUAGUAAGUACUUUACAAUGCACUACAUGAUAUCUUACGCUGCAACUACUGUACCAGCUGUACCAAGAUAAAGUUGACCAACACCUAAGACUUGUAUUGCUCAUGAUCAGUUGCACUGCGAGUAGACAAUUGAAAUUUCAUUGACUUGUUCUGUUCUUGACAUUUCAUUGGCUAUAGAAAAAAAGUUGGAAUCAAUUGUUUCCGUUCUGCUUUGUUAUGGUUAACUUUAUGUGGGUGACCCUGGUAACAGUAGUCACACUGUAUAUUGUAUAAAAAAAACAAAACAUGAAAUUUCAGUACAACUAAACUUCAACUAAACUUUCCUUCGUGAUUUGAAAACAGGUUAACGCAGCGGCCCCACAAUUAAAGGGCUAUAAAAAUGAAGUAAAGACACGCCUGGGCCAAGCCCUUCAAAAUAAAAGAAAAUAUCGAAAUGAUGUGAAAGCUGGGAAGAGAAAGGGACCGAAUGGGUAAGUAGUGGAUAUCCUCUUGUUUACUUGAGGUUGGCCUUCAUUCUUGUCUGAUUUUCUUCAUGCUUGUUUGUUUGGCUGUCUCAUUUAAUUUUGUUGCUUUUUUUAUUUCCUGUGUUUUUACCUGCAGAUUACAUGUAGAUUAGUAAUAAAUCAUGCCUUUUUAUGCACCACACAUGUCAAUGAUUAAAAGUGUACAUGUGCGUAUAUUUACCAUCUUACGUUUGAUUUUUUUUCAGUAAUAAGGAUGCAAAUACGGAUGCAAAAGUGCAAUGUAGGAAGUCCAUUUCUAAAUUUUUAGAAAGAGAGGCUGCAUCAUCAUGCAGUCAAAACAGGUAAUGAAAACUUUGGAACUCAAAUUGGUUUUCAAAGUGCAGGGAGGUUGUUGCCAAAACUAUAUGUACAGCUAAGACUUUCAGGAGAUAAGCCCUAAGACCCGAAAACUAAUACCCUUUAUUUUUUUUAAAAUUUAGUUUCUUUCUAUUUUUGGUUUUAAAAUAGCACUGACUGUGAUAGCAGCACUGACACAAGUACCAAAAUAAGUCCUGAUGCACAUUCAUCAGCAUUUUCUCAUGGGUAAGUUUUCCUUUCAGCUCAAGUAUAUACUAGACCACUGGAAAUAUAAAACACCUAAUCUAUGAAACAAAUAUUAGUUUAGUAAAUAUAACAUCACUUUUUUUUUCAUUUUCAUCCAUUUAGAGAAGAAGUCUUUGUGUACAAGACUGCAGAGAAAAAACUAAAAUUGGCCAAAGCCAUUUUUGUUGGGCCAGAUGAUGAGUCUGAUAAAGCUGGUAAUGUUGACGAUGACAAUGAAAUUAGAGCAGUUUUCAAUUCAGUGUUGUAAACCAAAACCAAAGUAAUUACACCAGCCAAUCACAAUGAACACAGACAAUCCAAUAAACCAAUCAAAACUCUAAGCAACCACAUGAAGGUGAUGUGAAGCACAGGAAAAUGUGUAGUAGCUGGUCACUAUUGGUUUUGGUUAUACUUUGGAUUGACUGAGAAAGUGGGGUGAGUUUUUCAAACCAAUCAAAAAGCGUAGUAAUGCAAAACCAAAGUGAAUGCAAAUUACUGAAGUGAAAACCACUCUAUCAUUCAACUGUAGAUCAGAUUUAAGUCAAUACAUAGUAGUUACAGUAGCUCGUGAGGAUCCAGCAUCAUGUUGGCUGUGCUGACGUAACAAAUGUUAAGGGAUCUAAUGUCUUGUGUAGAUUAUGUUGCUGUGUAACAAAGACCAGGUGUGCAAACUGUUAACAAAUAGUCAGCACUUAGUGCUAAAAGUUUUAUUCUUUCAAAAUUUCCCUUCCUUUUAAGGCAUGUACUCGUUGUUACAACUGAAUGCAAAAUAUAUCAAAGAAGAUGAGGAAAUACCAUUACCUGCUGAAACAGUUGAUGGUGAUCUGACUUUAAAUGAGGUUCAGGUAAUAUAUUUACAGUGUAUUGAAUUCAUUAAAUAA